Molecule: messenger RNA, 294 nt
Organism: Ogataea haglerorum
Lineage: Eukaryota; Fungi; Ascomycota; Pichiomycetes; Pichiales; Pichiaceae
Exons: 1
Coding region: 1-294 (97 amino acids)
Source: RefSeq, a predicted model, not a curated record
AUGGUAUCUACUUCUGGUGCUGUUGGCUGCGCAGUGGGCAUUCCAGCCGGCCUGGUGGCUAUAUUUGUGUGCGGUCUAAUUAUCAGUCAGCGUAUGAGACACGACAAAGAGGACAAGAUCCCAGAAGAGGUGCCCGAGGAGGAGUUCGGGCCGAGACAGGAAAAGGACGGCAGCGACUAUUUGGACUCCGUGCCCGUCCUGGAGGACGCCACGUACGUGAAACAGCUGCACGGCGAGUCGCGGUUUAGGGAGGAAACAAUAAGGGACGCAAAUCUGUCUGGGUCGAUGGUGUGA